ACCUGUCCUUCGUCCCGCCCCGUGACACUGCUCUGCUCCACUCCUCUUGUCAGCUAAUAAAAGGCAGCUGAGUCCUGCGCUCGCUCAAGCUGGCAGCCGGAGCGACAGAGAGCGAGCGGAGGAGCACGGCAACCGGGGGGAGGCGAACGAGCCCUGCAGCGGGACAGGAAAGCGGGUGACUUCUGUGCCCAUGCUGGGAAAUGGUGGCAGAAGCGCCCAAGCGAGUUUAAGAGAGAGAAAAGGAACUCAGACGAAUCCGUUGCGCAGACCCAAAGCUCCGGGACUGGGCGUCUCUCCAAAAGUCACCUGUUUGCUCAGUUGCCGCCCCGUCGAAGCUGCAAAGCCAAAAGCCGGCCGCGCGUAGAGGGGUUUGGAAGGGGCCGGUCAGGGACUAAGCAAAGGGGUAUUUCCGUUCUGGGGAGUAAAAAUAAAUGGAAAUGAAAUAAAAUGUCCGGAUGGGUGUCACAGCAGGAAAGUUGGGUCCCGGAGGGGGAAGGGUGGGAAAGCGGUUUGAGCAGGUGCCGUUUCCGAAAGUGAUUUAUUUCUCAAGUGUGGCAAAGGGGGCGGAGUAGAUGGUCCCAUGCCCUGCGCCCGAAAAAAUAGGCACGUGAACCUGGAGCUCGCUUGUCGUGACUCAGUUGGGGACUCUCGACUCUUUUGAAAAGGAAGACCCCAAAAAUAACCCGAAGAGGCCCGUGCGCGUGCUGCGCGCUGCUGCCCUGUGCCUUUAAGAGCUCGCGGGCAGGCCGGCUCCCGAACCUGCCGAAGGCGCAAAGAGGAGGAAGCGUUGCCUCUCGGCCCCUUGCAAAGCAUCUCAAGCCCCGGCAGGAGAGGGCACGGCGUGGGUCGGCGGCUGAAGCGCCCUGACAGGGACUGCCCUUUUUCCUCACGUCUCUUUCCGAUGUCGCGCCUUUAGGGAAGCGGUCGCCCUUUGCACGUUGUCCCUGGAGGAUCUCUGUAGCCAGCCGCGCAGCAGUCAACCUCCCUUCCCUUCUCCUCCGUUUGCCUGAGCCGGAGCAGCAGCAUGGAGGUCUUCCGCUGCCCCGCUUGCCGCUUGGUGCUGUGGGACCCGGUGACCGUGUCGUGCGGCCAUUCCUUCUGCAGGCGAUGCCUUGGUGACGGCUUGCCUGCCAACUGCCAGCUCUGCGAGGAGAAGCUCGCCCUACUGGGCUCCAGGACCGUGAGUUCCAACGUCCUGCUCUCCAACUUGUUGGAAAAGUGCUUGGGGAAGGACGCCAAGGCGGCUAGGCUGAAGAUCGACUUGCAGGGACUGCUGAGGAUCCGGGACUACCGCGGAGCUCUGAGGACCCUUCAGAAAGCCAUCACAUUGGCUCCAGAUGAUCUUACGCUGAGGGUGUGGCGAUCAGAGGUGUACGUGGCGUUACAACAUUACACAGAGGCUCUGGAGGAUUUGGAGGUGCUGUGCAGCCGAGAGUCAGAAGAAUGUGAGGGCUUUUUUAAGAAGGGGAAAGUGUUCCUGGAAAUGGGGAAGCCAUCAGAGGCUCUGUUGCAGUUCCAGCACUGCCUUACACUGAAUCCCAGUUUCCAUGCUGCUCAGUAUGAGUUAGAAAAGAUUCUCACAGAUGAUGCCUCCCCUCUUCCAGGGACUGUUGUAGAACUAAAGAGUGAUAUUAGUGAGAACUUGAAAGGGUCUAAUUCAGGGAAAGAGCUGACUUUGCUUGUGUCUCCGAAAGGAGAACCCCUACAGGACUUGAAGGAAAUUUGUCUGGGUGAAACCCUGUCUGAUCACAGCCAGGCGGCACUUCCCUUGCUUGAGUGGUCAAAAAAGAGGUCAAGCUCAGAUUUUUCUGCAAAGAAGGAAGGAGAUUGGGAGAAAGGCGCAUCAGCAGAUACAAUAGGAACAGAACCUGCUGAAGAUUAUCUACUAGACCUUGGAGGCCUUCUGAGUACAUCAGAUUUGGAAUGUUCUCUGUGUAUACGGAUGUUCUUUGAGCCUGUGACGACACCGUGUGGGCACACUUUCUGCAAGGAGUGUGUGGAGCGCUGCCUUGACCACAGGCCCAACUGCCCCCUUUGCAAGCAGAGCCUCAGAGAGUACCUGAGGGCUGGGAAAUACAACACCACUGUGCUGCUGGAGGAACUCAUGACCGCUGUCUUUCCCUCACAACUGGCAGAAAGGAAGUUGGUCCACCAGGCUGAAAUGACAGAACUUUCAAAACAUGUGAUCAUGCGGCUUCCAUCUUCCUUCUGCAGCCUGACCAAGAAUAUCCCCAUCUUUGUGUGCACAAUGUCAUUUCCAGGCAUUGUGUGUCCCCUUCAUGUGUUUGAGCCCCGCUACCGCCUCAUGAUGCGAAGAUGUCAGGAGACAGGCACCAAGAUGUUUGGCAUGUGCAUGUUUGAGAACGGGAAGAGCUUUGCUGACUAUGGCUGUGUGCUGGAGAUCCAGAAAAUAGCAUUCCUGCCUGACGGACGAUCUUUGGUGGACACGAUAGGCAAGCGGCGGUUCCGGGUCAUGAGUCGUGGGCACAGGGAUGGCUACAACACCGCUGAUAUUGAGUACCUGGAGGAUGAGAAGGUGGAAGGAGAAGAACUGGCUGAGCUUCAGAAGUUGCAUGACUACACAUACCAGCUAACACAGAGGUUUUAUGACCAUGGGGACACCACCUUCAGACAACUCCUGAUGCAUCAUGGACCUCUUCCCGAAAAAGAGGCAGAUAUUCAGGCCUCUCCAGAUGGACCCGUUUGGUGUUGGUGGCUUAUAUCUAUCUUGCCCCUUGACUUGAGCCGUAAGCUGACGAUCUUUUCUGACACAUCCCUGAAGACUCGUCUCACCCAACUAGCGCAUAUUCUGAGUGUCAUUCUGGAAAGCCGUGACUAUAAUAGCUAAUUCUGAGACCUUGUCUCGGGAGAAGAAAGUGAUACAUCCCAUGGAAGGAACAAGUGAAAUGGGUUUAUAUGCUGUCACUCAUCAUUUUUCUCUGAGAUGUUGGGCUCAAGAAACCACCUGAUCUGAUGUUUCUUUAUCUGUUCUCUUAAUUAUUUUGUUUUGUUGUAGAACUGACCUCAGCAAUAGGCUGUGAAGCAGUAACGUUAAGCUGGUGUGCAGUAGCAACAAGCAUCAGUAGCAAUGAUGCUCCUUCCACAGGAGAGUCCCCAGUUGACCCUGUUAGGGCUGAAGGAUGCAGUGAGUCCGAUAUGAACUUGGACUUGUCUGCCUCGUGCUAAGCAAGGAAACCUCUGAACGACUCCCCACUCCAGCCCCAAGGCAAAAAGACAACCCAGCCACAAAUGCAAGGGUUUCCCGGGCUUUAUCUUCUUACCUCUUAUUGAUGCUUGUGCAGGAUUAUUCAAAGCUCUGCAAAAUGGUUAUUCCAUUUCUCCAGUUUUAAAUCAUUCCCUCAAAGCUGCUGCUAGCUGCAGAGCAAGAAAAGGACUUAAGCAAUGCACCACAGCCUAAUCCAAAUUGCCCUCCCCUGAUGGUUGUUUCUUUCAAUUAAAGGAAAAUGCUGUGGGAGAUUAGAUCAGAAGAGAAGAAAAAUGCUGGGGAACAAGGCUGUAGAUUAGAAUUUUGUUUCUAUGAUAAGGGACGAACAAAUAUUUCUCUGAAGUUGAGCACCCUCCCAGGCAAUGUAUGUAGGCCAAGGCUGCUCAGGGCCAAAAGAUUUAGCCAACAAAGGAGGGUCAAAGAAAAAACGGUAAAGGGAAACAAUAUUGUGGAAUAAAUCACCACGGGAUGGUGGGAAGAGCCAAAAGAUUAACUGUUUUAGUCAAGAACAUCCUGCAUUUCAGAAAACCAGCUUGGCUAAGUAUCCAGCUCUAUCGGGCUGUCCUGUUAUCCUGUGUUCUCUGUUAGGCAAACCGCAUGGAAUACAAAAGCAUCUUGAAAGGCAAACCAAUGCACAGUGGCAAGCUUUAUGGAAAAACAAAGAUGGGCAUGUGCAUAUGUGAGCCCGGUAUAAGAAUCAACUUUAUAAGGAUGAAGUCUCACCAUUGGUUCAUUUUUAAGGUGCCACAGGACUCUGUUUUUGCUACAGUGGCACAAUGCAUCUCCUGUUAGGAAUUUUGCCCUACACAGAAAAUGAGGUAUUAACAGUGAUUAAGUACAGUGCUCAUAUGGUCUUGUUUUUCUGGAAUCUCUCACCUGGAAGAAGUUUACGGAGCAAUUGCAUCUGGCAAUUGAACUCAACUGUAAGAAUCAAGGGAUGGUUUAGCAGCACAAAGAACUUAGAAAUUCAGAUGUUUAAAUGAAAGUGCACUUUUUUUUCCUUUUUACAUUUGAUGUUGGCCCUUUUUUUUCAGUUAAGGAAAAUCCAGUCAAGAAGACUCGGCUUUGUCUUGUUUUGAAGCUGAUCCUUCUCCAUACACAUUGCAUGUCCAGUGUAAUGGGACGCUUGAUGUGUGCUUUCUUGAUGCAGAUGUAAGCUGAGACCUAUGAAAUGCUGUGGCACUCGAGGGGGGCACCUCUCCACCUUUCUGAGCACCACAGAGCUGUAUUAAGAGUCCACCUUUGCUCUAGUCCUGUGUCUCAGUGCCGAGGUAGGACUGUUUUAAGGGUGACCCUUCCCAGCAUGAGGCCUGAAUUACUUCUGGGCAAGCCUGUCAGGAGCCAUGGGUCUGCAGUGGGGGAAGCAUCCGAGGUGAGCAGGGCUGCCCCACUGCUCCGGACACGAUUGCUGACCCUCUCACAGACCCUCAUUCAUUACCUCUCCCCCACUGUGAUCAAAGCAGUGAACACGUCCAUUGAUGCCAAUUUUGCAGAUAAGGCUAGGAAGCCAUUGGACUGCAUGGGGAGCUCCCACAAGAUGUGGGGUCCCCAUCCCUGGCUUCUAAGUAUACACUUUAGUACUUGCAACAGCGCAAAUACGUCCACUUUUUCUUUAGAACACUUGACUGAGUGUUUAAUUAAUUAGGAUCAUUGGAAAACUUUAGGCAUGUUGGGUUGCUUAAUGAAUAUGGGUGGCAGUUUGGGGCUUCUGUAAGCUGAUCUUUCAAACAACCUAGGGCUUGGAUGUCUUGGAGCCUGGUAAACUCUUAGCAUGUCAUCUAUUCUGGAUAUGGGAGGUUUACUUAGUAAGAAGUCUUGAAAACAUGAUCAUGUAAUUUAAUGAAAUGAUGGUUUAAGGAAAUGAAAUCACAAGGGGAGAUCAGGUACUGACAUUUUCCCAGAACUUUCCUGCAGGAAUUGUUUUGGUGCAUGUAUUGCAGUGGGAAAGAGAACUUCCUUAGUGCCUCCAGCAGAGGUGUGUCCGUUAGGCAGGACUAUUUUGUCCAGGUGGAUAUUCAUUUUGCUUUCUACCAGACUCAGUACCGACCCCUGGUUGUAAGUCGGAGCAAGCGGUUACAAGAUACUGUGAUAUUUAUGUACGGAAUAUAAUUGAUAUUCAACAGCCUUCCUGCCUAUUUUGUCAUGCUGACACCAGCUGUCUGUUUUUCCUGCUUACUUCCAAAUGUCCUAUUCGGAAGCAGUUCAGUCAAGCCCAUUCUUCCGCACAAGGUGCCUCCAUUAGGGAAAAUAAUAAGCUUCUGUAACCAAAGAUAUACAAUGUUUGAAAGGGAUGAGACAAAUCCAGAUUAAGUGAAUCUGCAUUUGCUUCUGCUCAGGAUGCAAAGAGCAACUCCCCAUUUACUGAUUGGAAUCGAACACCCUGAUUGUCGCAUGGCACCCUUCAUUUCUGGUGUGCUGUGCAGAAUCCUUCAGGGCAGCAAUCCGCAGCAGCCUUUGGUUUAAGACUCCUUCCCCUGACUGCUCUACCAUUUCAAUCUAACGGUGCCUCUCAAUGGGGAGUGGCGGGAAGGAACGUUUGUUAUCAGGACAAUUAGUAUCUGAGCCUUAUGGAUGCUUGGUCCAUUCAUGCAGCCUUGGAAUCAUGGGUAAGGAGAAGUCAGGCUAUCCUAGAAACCAAGUAGUGGAUGAAUGUCUCUCUCAAUAUUUACGUGUUAUGGAAGGGAUCUGCUGCUGCUGCUGCUGUUUUUCUUUGUUUCACAUGCUAUAGGGAAUAGAAAUAUGAAGGGAGUGUUUAACGCCACUGACAUACGCACAGGUUUCUCUUAAAUGGAAAGUGCCUUUUUUUUCCCUGCAGCGUGGAGAUUCAGUGAUGCCAGAGCUAGGCCUGCAAUUUUCCUUACUUGAAUCGCAUAGCCAAACAAACCAAGAAACCAGUCCUGUUUCUUUUGUUUUGUACCUCAUGUGGGCACUCUUGUUUUCCCAGUUUGCAAUGGCUGUAAAAGUGGUGUCGGAUGUACUUGUACCCCAGUUGCAUGAUAUUAUUCAUUGUUUUGUGACACCAAGCGAGCCAUUUCUCUUACCUGGCAGAAUUGUGUUGGAAUUGCUCUACCUUGCCUGGAGUUUAUUUGAAUUUAUAUCUUUCUAUUUGUUGUUGCUCAAGCUAUUAUAUCCUGUCAUCUAAUAAAAGGUUGUGUUUUUUUGGCCAUA
Messenger RNA from Varanus komodoensis (Komodo dragon), 6394 nucleotides. RefSeq names its product LON peptidase N-terminal domain and RING finger protein 1-like. The transcript has 12 exons. The record is from RefSeq and is a predicted model, not a curated record. Lineage: Eukaryota; Metazoa; Chordata; Lepidosauria; Squamata; Varanidae. The coding region runs from base 1025 to 2848 and encodes 607 amino acids. Gene Ontology annotation, molecular function: protein binding; metal ion binding.